CCCGCGCUCCCGCCGGGCCCCGCGCAGCCCGGGCCCGGCCCGCCAUGCGCUCCGUCAGCUACGUGCAGUGCGUGGCGCUCGACUUCGCCGGCAGCCUCUUCCCGCACGCCAUCUGCCUGGGGGACGCCGACAACGACACGCUGAAUGAGCUCGUGGUGGGAGACACCAAUGGAAAGCUCUAUGUUUACAAGAAUGAUGAUAGCAAGCCCUGGGCUGUGCGAUCUUGCCAAGGAAUGCUUACAUGUGUCCGUGUGGGAGAUGUGUGCAAUAAAGGAAAGAAUUUCGUGGUGGCAGUGAGUGCAGAAGGCUGGUUUCAUCUUUUUGACCUGACUUCUCUGAAUUCAAAACACCCAGAUGCUUCAGGCCACCAUGAGCUUGCAGGGGCAGAAGAGCAGAAGCCAGUGUUCAAGCAGCACAUUCCUGCCAACACCAAGGUCAUGCUCAUCAAUGACAUUGAUGGAGAUGGGAAGUGUGAGUUGGUUGUGGGUUACACUGACAGGGUGGUCCGUGCCUUCCGCUGGGAAGACUCAUCAGAGAAUCCAGACCAUGUCUCUGGGCAGUUGAUCCUGUUGAAGAAAUGGCUUCUAGAAGGUCAGGUGGACAGCCUGUCUGUGAACCCAGGCCCUGAUGGCUCACCAGAGCUGAUGGUGUCCCAGCCAGGCUGUGGCUAUGCCAUCCUGCUGUGCACCUGGGACACGGAGCAGCGGGACUCAGCGGCGGGAAGGGAUGGAUCUGCCCCGAGCAGCGAGGCCCCUGUUCGAGAUGUGAUUCUACACCAAACAUCUGGGCGGAUUCACAACAAGAAUGUCUCCACUCAUCUCAUUGGUAGCAUUGCCCGAGGCUCCAGUGAGAAUAGUGGCUCAGGUCUCUUUGCCCUCUGUACUUUGGAUGGAACACUGAAACUGAUGGAGGGAGCAGACAAGCUGCUCUGGUCUGUUCAAGUUGAUCACCAGCUCUUUGCUCUGGAAAAGCUGGAUGUUACAGGCAAUGGGCAUGAGGAGGUGGUUGCCUGUGCGUGGGACGGUCAGACGUACAUCAUCGACCACAAUCGGACUGUGGCCAGAUUCCAAGCAGAUGAGAAUGUCAGUGCCUUCUGUGCAGGCCUCUAUGCAUGCAAAGAAGGGAGCAACAGUCCCUGCCUUGUUUAUGUCAGCUUCAGCCAGAAGAUCUACAUCUACUGGGAUGUGCAGCUGGAGAGAAUGGAGUCCACCAACCUGUUGAAAAUCCUGGAUGGUGACCCAGAGUUUGAAAGUCUUCUGCAGGAGCUGGAUGUAGACAAAAACGAUGUUGAUGCUGUCAGAAACCUGAUUCACAAAACACUCUAUUUUCCUGAGAAGUACCAUCUCAGCAGCCCCUCACAGGAUCCUGCUGGAACAGAUUCUUCUGCCCACUGCAGUGGCAUCCAAGAUCCCUUAUAACAAGAAGGCUGACAUCUUUAAUGCCAGCACAAGAUUGUCUGCAGCUGGGAUUUGGCAUCUGAUGAAGAUGACUGUUCUUUCCCUAUCUUGUGAAAACUUCCAAACAGGAAAGGGUCUACAGGCUGUGAAGGGAUGUUCUUGGCUGUAGGCUUGCCUGUAUGUGGUGGGUUGGUUUGCCUUUAGAUGAGGCAGCUGCAAGAACAGAAAGGGCUUCUGUUGCCAGUUUCCAUAUUCCUCACUAUCUGAAGUGCUCCACUGGUCACUGUGAAGGAGCAGUGAGGUCACAGGUGGAGAGAACAGCUGAACCAAGUCCCCAUUUUGACCUAUUCUUAGAAGUACUUCAGUGAAUAUUUCUGAGUUCUUAGCAGGAUCACAGUGCAGGAAGUAGAGAUGGAGGAACUGAGUUAGGGUGCAGGCAUGGGUGUUCUCUCCCACCUAGGUGUAUUUAAAGUAGAGCCAUGCACUGUUUGUCUUUGUUUUGCUGCUGCUCUUCUGCCAAGCAGUUUCUAGCAAAUCAUCUGUUCUUAGUAGUUGGAGACAUGCACAACUUGCACUAUUGAGUGUGGGGAGAUAGCAGCUCCAGCAAACCCAGCUCUGGUCAAGAGUCAUUGCUUGUCUCCAUCUUCUUGGGCAGGGUGAUCCCAGAGAGGGCUGUGACUUAACAAAGCAGCUGUGAAGCAGUCAGUAAGACCAGUCUGACUUAACAGUGGAUCUGUGGUGCUAUGAGAGCUUGGCCAUCCCACAAGAAGCAGGGAAAGUGGAAAUGCCACUCUUGCCUCUUGUUGUGGAGAGUGUCAUGCUUUGAGUCCUGCACAGCUGAAAGAGGUGGGCUGGAAGUGAUGUCCCACUGACUGGCAUGAGGAGUCUGGUAAAGGGGAGCUCAUUUGCAAAAGCCCAGGCAUGAACCUUUCCACAUGCUGUUGUUGCUGUGCUUUUUGCUCUCUUAGCUUGUCUCUUGCCUAACUCAGCUUGUUAGGAAAGGGGCAGCAGGCCUACCUGCUGGCUUGCAUCGAUUAUUGCCUCUCACUUGUGUGAUGUUUUAUUGGACAUGUGUGAUGGAUGGAGCUGUCCCUUCACCUUUACAGCAGCCUGAGUCACAGCAAAUACAAUUCAGUGAUCUGGAGCAAGUGGCAGCAUUUAAAGAUCCUGCAGGCGGCUGAAAACCUGCUGUGCUUUACUCUGCAAAAUAUUCAAGGGCAGCCCUAGCUGGGAGAAAGUGCUUUGUAUAGAGAAAAGGAGUGUCUUGCCCUUGGCUGAAAGUGACUCUUGCUGAAGCAGCCCUGUGUGGUAGAAGGGCAGGAUCUUUACAUAAUAAGCCUUAGCUGUUCUUUGCAGUUUCCCUCUGUAGAUUUAUAUAAGCUUUUCAGAGGACAGUGCUGUCCUCUGCAUUUGGUGGCAGUAGAAGUUGGAGCAUGGAGCAAUGAAACGGUGUGACCUGCUUUGUACCUGCCAGCUUCUUAAGCCACUGUAUCUUCUGACUCUAACUGCAGUAGAAGUUUCUCUCCAUUUUAAUGGCGUUGCUGAGAAGCAUUUUUAAAUGUUCCCCUGUCCUACUAAGAGCUUGUGUAAAACUGAACCCUUCAGGCAGGACCUUUCAAGUAAUAAUAAAGCUUAUUAACAGUGGUGUUGAGAGCA
Messenger RNA from Haemorhous mexicanus (house finch), 3053 nucleotides. RefSeq names its product integrin alpha FG-GAP repeat containing 2 (gene ITFG2). Bases 45 to 1418 code for a protein of 457 amino acids. The transcript is spliced from 12 exons. NCBI's taxonomy places the organism in Eukaryota, Metazoa, Chordata, Aves, Passeriformes, Fringillidae. The record is from RefSeq and is a predicted model, not a curated record. Gene Ontology annotation, biological process: regulation of TOR signaling. Gene Ontology annotation, cellular component: KICSTOR complex. Gene Ontology annotation, molecular function: protein binding.